GUCACACUGUGCUACUGGGUUUUAAAAAGUCAGAGCAUUAACAUUUUUUUUUUAGUUUAAUUCAGUGUUUAUAGUGUGAAUAAUAAUGGCAGCAGUACCAGGACGAGCUCUACAUUAUGUCUUCAAGAUCGGGGAUCGUGCCAAGAACGCGUUUUUCUUUCAGACCAUUCUUGGAAUGAAGGUUUACCGUCACGAAGAGUUCACCGAGGGCUGCGAAGCGGAGUGUAAUGGGCCCUAUGACAAUCGCUGGAGUAAAACAAUGAUUGGAUAUGGACCCGAGAGCACGAAUUUCGUCUUCGAACUGACCUACAACUAUGGUGUCAAGAGCUAUGAAAUUGGCAACGACUUUGGAGGCGUAACAAUCCAUUCCAAGGAUAUUCUAGCCAAGGCCGCCGAGCAUUCGUAUCCAGUUGUGAAGCAAGACGGUCGUAAUAUUCUCGCCUCACCCGAUGGCUAUAAGUUCUAUGUGGUUGAAAGUGCGCCCACUUCGGAUCCGGUGCAAGAGGUUGAGAUACACGUCAAAGAUUUGGCCGCAUCGCGUAAAUAUUGGCAUGAGCUGCUCAAGAUGAAUGUUCUCGAGGAGAACGCGAAAUCGGUGUUGCUCACCUAUGGCUCGAAUCAGGCAUCGUUACGUCUCACACUGCUAACCGAGGCGUUGGAUCGCGCCAAGGCCUAUGGACGGAUUGCCUUUGAAAUACCUGGCGCCGCUCAGUUGCCACUAUUCGAGGCUGUCAAGGCGGCUGGUGGCACAAUUCUGAAGCCGUUGAUACAGCUGGACACACCCGGCAAGGCCACAGUGUCUGUGAUUAUUUUGGCCGAUCCCAAUGAUCAUGAAAUAUGCUUUGUGGACAAGGAGGGCUUCACCGAGUUGUCGCAGCCUGAUGACACGGCUGGAGAUCAGCUUACGAAGUACAUACUUAAGGAUCCCUUCCAGGACAAAUAAUGAUAUUAUUAUUCCCAUUGAUGCACUGCUUGUUAUACUAUUGCAAAAUUUGUUAAACCAACUCCCUCCCAAAUAUAUUUUAUACAAUAUAUUUAUAUUUUAUAUGAUGUAUUAUAUCUAUAAUGUGAUCUGCGUGGGCGAUAAUACAAUACACAGAGAAUCUCCAC
Messenger RNA from Drosophila albomicans, 1110 nucleotides. Its product is annotated as glyoxalase 1. The coding region runs from base 86 to 943 and encodes 285 amino acids. Lineage: Eukaryota; Metazoa; Arthropoda; Insecta; Diptera; Drosophilidae. The record is from RefSeq and is a predicted model, not a curated record. The transcript is spliced from 4 exons.